This is a messenger RNA of Rhagoletis pomonella (apple maggot), 642 nucleotides long. Its product is annotated as tRNA dimethylallyltransferase-like. Gene Ontology annotation, cellular component: mitochondrion. Gene Ontology annotation, molecular function: tRNA dimethylallyltransferase activity. The transcript is spliced from 3 exons. Gene Ontology annotation, biological process: tRNA modification. The record is from RefSeq and is a predicted model, not a curated record. NCBI's taxonomy places the organism in Eukaryota, Metazoa, Arthropoda, Insecta, Diptera, Tephritidae. The coding region runs from base 160 to 642 and encodes 160 amino acids.
GCAAACAGCUGAUUGUGUAGUUUGUUUUCUUGCUUGUGUGCUCGCUGCUGCUGUCGAUGGUGGAUUUUAGUAUUUUAUUCACAUUGAAUUGCAGUUAUUUAUAGUGAAAUGUUAAUUAAAAUACAGUUUAUUGUUUAAAGUGAAGUGUAAAAGUGGAGUAUGUUAAGAAAAGUUCCGUUAAUUGUGAUACUAGGCUCCACUGGUACGGGGAAAACAAAGUUGUCACUGGAAUUGGCACAGCGUUUCGGCGGCGAAAUAAUCAGCGCUGAUUCGAUGCAGGUGUACGCUAAUCUGGACAUAGCUACUGCCAAAGCUACGAAGGAAGAACAAUCUCGAGCUAAGCAUCAUCUUUUAGAUGUAGCCACCCCCAAUGAACCAUUCACAGUUGUGCAUUUUCGUAAUGCUGCGUUGCCAAUUGUAUCCUUUUUGAAAAGCUUUACAAACCAAGUUUGUCUUUAUUGGAUUGUCUUACGAUUUUAUUUUUUAUGCGAUCCGCACUCCUCACGCAUCACAGUUUUCUUCAACUACUACUACUUCGGUCGCCUCAGCACGACUCAACUAACGAACGCCACUGCAAAGGACGAAGUCGUGUUUGUUCAUGAACUGCAUGCGGGUGUGCUGCAUUGUGUUUUUUUCUUGUGA